Nematolebias whitei (Rio pearlfish) is the source of this 1298-nucleotide messenger RNA. It is a transcript of the gene map2k6, whose product is annotated as mitogen-activated protein kinase kinase 6. Gene Ontology annotation, molecular function: MAP kinase kinase activity; ATP binding. The record is from RefSeq and is a predicted model, not a curated record. NCBI's taxonomy places the organism in Eukaryota, Metazoa, Chordata, Actinopteri, Cyprinodontiformes, Rivulidae. Gene Ontology annotation, biological process: MAPK cascade; protein phosphorylation.
GUAAGAAGAAGCCGGUGCUCAAGCUCAACAAGGAGGUGUUUGAGCAGCCAGCACCUGCUGCCGUACCCCCCAGAGAUUUGGACUCAAAGGCUUGUGUAACAAUCGGAGAGAAGAAAUGUGAGGUGAAGGCGGACGAACUGGAGCAGAUCUGUGAACUGGGCCGAGGAGCGUAUGGAGUGGUGGACCAGAUGAAACACGUCCCCUCUGGUCUCAUCAUGGCUGUGAAGCGGAUCCGGGCUACAGUGAACACUCAGGAGCAGAAGAGGCUGCUGAUGGACCUGGACAUCUCCAUGAGGACGGUGGACUGUUUGUACACCGUCACCUUCUACGGAGCGCUCUUCAGAGAGGGCGACGUCUGGAUCUGCAUGGAGCUGAUGGACACCUCCCUGGACAAGUUCUACAAGAAGGUGAUCGAGAAGGGCCUGACCAUCCCCGAGGACAUCCUGGGAAAGAUCGCCGUCUCGAUAGUGAAAGCUCUGGAGCAUCUGCACAGCAAUUUGCAAGUCAUCCACAGAGAUGUGAAGCCCUCCAACGUGCUGAUCAACACUCAGGGCCAGGUGAAGAUGUGCGACUUCGGCAUCAGCGGCUACCUGGUGGACUCUGUGGCGAAAACAAUGGAUGCUGGCUGCAAACCCUACAUGGCGCCGGAGAGGAUCAACCCAGAAACCAACCAGAAAGGCUACAACGUGAAGUCUGACAUCUGGAGUUUAGGGAUCACCAUGAUCGAGCUCGCCAUCCUGCGCUUCCCGUACGACACGUGGGGAACGCCCUUUCAGCAGCUGAAGCAGGUGGUGGAAGAACCUUCGCCCCAGCUUCCUGCAGACCAGUUCUCCCCGGAGUUUGUGGACUUCACCUCUCAGUGCUUAAAGAAAAUCGCCAAAGAGCGGCCGACCUACGCAGAACUGAAGCAACAUCCCUUCUUCACCGCCCACGAGGCCAAAGACACCGACGUGGCUAGCUUUGUGACCGUCAUCCUGGGGGACUGAGCGCUGCACUUCGCACACGAGGGAGGGAAGGAAAAAAAUCCAACCACCAAUCAAAACGCUCCGAUCCAGUCGCUGCCCCGCCCCCCCCCCCCCCCCCAGUGAUCAGAUUGGCUCUGUGCUGCACCAUCGGGUCAAACUUUUCCUUAUUUUCUCGCUGAAAACGGUGUAAGAUGUGCAGAUCGUAUAAAAAUGAAUGAUUUAAUGCUCUCUGUGUAUAAUCUAAAUGUUCGUCUACUCAAAGCAAGUGUUGCAUCAGAUUAUUAAAUGACUGCAUGUACAGAAUCUAACCUGGGGGGCCUCGGACGGCCGGUG